AACAUUAAUAAUACUCUCACUCUUAUUCCUGUCACAAUGCAAAAUUCACCCACCACUAUCCCAUCUCCGCCACCACUUCUCCUCCCUCCUCCGCCGCGUUCCGCCGGAGAAAUCACCGUCCUCUUCCCACCACCGCCACAACCUUUUGCCAGCGCUCCAAGCUCCGUCUUCCAAAUUACAGUCCUCCCGGCGCCGCCGGUGCUGCCGACACCACAAUUCACCGACAAUUCUAGCUCCGUCAAUUUGUCUCCGCUCGAGUUUCUCCUCGCUCUCGUCGCCGUUGUCACCAUCCCCGCCCUAAUCUACACCUUCAUAUUCGCCUUCCGGUUCCCGUCGUUCAGCCGCCGGCAACGAUCAAGCGGAGGAGCCUCCGGCGAGCCGUCAAUCGCAUCGGACCUCUCGCACCACAACGACGUUGAGAUCGGCGGCGCGAGCGAAGUCGCCGUGGUGAAGUAUCAGAAGGAGGAGCACGCGGCGGAAAUCGGUGGCGAGUGCCCGGUGUGCUUAUCGGUGUUCGCCGACGGCGAAGAGGUACGGAAGCUGAGCGUGUGUAAGCACUCGUUUCACGCUUCUUGCAUCGAUUUGUGGCUCAGUAACCACUCCAAUUGCCCGAUUUGCCGCGCCACCAUCAUCACCGCCGCUGGUGAUGCCGGCAUCAAGCGUUCUGGUUCCACUAGAGACGGUGAUCUACAACAGGCUCCUCACGGUGGCUCCGAUUUGGUUUGAUUUUCAGAUUUUAUAACUUUUUGUUACAAUUAAUGUUAAGGUUUUUCUUUAUUUGAUAAAAAAAAAAUCCAAAUACCUGAUUUCAAAGUAAUGAUAGAAAAGUUGUAACAAUAGUUUGUUUCAACGCCUAAGUAGAGAGUUCGACUCUUAAGAUCCGCACUAUUGAGAGAUUUUUGGACUUCACUGUACUCGGGUUGAAAUUACAAUCAGCACAAAAAAAAUUUGAUGAUGAUUUCUAGUUUAGCUUAUUCUGAAAAAGAAACUUUAAUAUUAAAAUUGAUUACUUUGUUAGAUUUAAGCUGCAAAGCAAAGCCAUGUAGUAAGUAGUUUCCCAGAAUAUUUUUAUGUCACUUUAGGUAUUUUGAUCUGAACGCAUCAAUUGUAAUGUAAUGCAGAGUUGUGUAUUGUUUGGUCUAGCUGGAAAUAGAAUGAAGACAGAAGAAGUUUAAACC
Molecule: messenger RNA, 1178 nt
Organism: Lotus japonicus
Lineage: Eukaryota; Viridiplantae; Streptophyta; Magnoliopsida; Fabales; Fabaceae
Product: RING-H2 finger protein ATL33-like
Exons: 1
Coding region: 37-726 (229 amino acids)
Biological process (GO): protein ubiquitination
Source: RefSeq, a predicted model, not a curated record